UUCGAAUCAAAAACAAAUCGAGAGUUAAUUAAUAAUAAAAAUGAGAAUUAAGAAAAUGCCCGCGAUUAGAAUCGCACAAGCGGAUUCUGAUGCUAGUGAAAUAGAGACGAUGCAGGAUAUUUUGAUAUGCGGGUCUUGUCAGACAAAAUUUUCUUUAGGAGAUAUUGUAAAUUUUAUCCAGCAUAAAGUACUUCAGUGCAACAAAGAAAAUUAUGGACAAUGUUACCAACAAGGUGGGUCCACUGAUAGAGGGUCUGACGACGAUCAAACAAUCAAUGUACAAAACUUACGAAAAACUUCCAUAUCAGCACCUAUCACGUCGAAGAGAACUUCCACAUCGAGAAUACACACUCCAUCUCCGAACAAUUUGAACGACCUCCUGAUUGAGGGGUCAAGCACACCAAAUUUAACCGGCGAAAAGUCUGGAGACUUUGCACAAAUGGAUUCACUUUCGGAAAACCUAAAACCCGAAUUAAUGGAAGGAAAUUCAAGCUACACGCUAGACAAGGAUAAUGAGAAAAGUCAUCCUUCAAAUACAGAUGUAACCAAAGAACCCACUUCUUACUUGUGCUCAACGUGUAAAGAAAAGCAUACAAGUGCAUGGAAACUCAUCGAGCAUGUACAAAGCUUCCAUGGAGUCAACAUUUACGUGGAGUCCUUUGCGAGUAAUGACUCAAAAUCAUCAAAUACUAGCGGAAAUUCGGGAUCAUCUUCAUCAAAUAAUACUUCAGCUAACGAAAAACUGACUCACGAACAGUCCAGGGAACAAAGCAAUCAAAAAGUGGCCUCGAUGGAUCUGCGUCAUCCUUUACUUCCACCGCCAGAUUUGCAUUCAAAUCCUUUUGGAUUGCUCAGAAUGCCUCUUCCUGCAUUGAAUCAAAAUGCCGGCUUAUUCCCGCGACCACAUCAUGAUUUUCGAAUGGAGCAAUUUGUUUCUGAACAAUUUCGUCAUCAUGGUAUGAAUUUAGCUGCUGCAAUGGCAAACUCAAUAAAUUCACAUCAGUCUCGUAACAACAAGCUGAAUAUGUCUUCAAGCUCACAAAGUACCAUAUCAGAAUCUCACCUUGAUUUCUACUCACAAAGAUUAAGAGAAUUAGCAGGGACCUCGAGUCCAACAAGCAAUGCUUCGUGCACGAAUGCUUCACCGAAUCCCCGUAAAAUCAGUUCACCAAGAUUCGCUAGUCCAUCACCAUCGCAAUUACCUCCCACUCCAUUAACGAAUAAUUCCAGGCCUCAAAGCUUGACACCACCUGAAAAGUCAACAAAAACGUCUGCAGGUAGUGAAACGAUAACAACAACUCCUAGGUCCGCAUCAACACCACCAUCCAAAAGAGACCAUCUGACGGAUUCGCUGUUUUGUUGUGAAUAUUGCAAUAAAAAAUUCCGUUUCCAAAGUAAUUUGAUUGUACAUCAAAGAGUGCAUACAGGUGAAUCUACUUUUAAGUGUACUAGCUGUGAUUUUACUUGUGUCGAAGCAAUAAAACUAAAGAAACAUAUGAAACUUCAUAAAGGUCCUGUAGAUAAACAGGGAAACUCUUCGGCUGAGACAGACGAAGAGGACUUCCGUUGUGAGUCUGAGUUUACAAAGAUGGAAUUAGAUAUCGAUGAUACAAGAGAUACCACAAACGAAAUGGAAGACGAGGAGGAGGAAGAAGAAGAGGAAUAUAACGAGGAAGCCGAAGACUUGAGUGUAAGUAGCACUCCCGUAACAUCCGAGAGAAGUCUAGAUGUCCCGCCAGUCAAUCCAUCGUUAGUCGGACAGCUGAUGGACAAAUUUGGAUUGUCAAACAUUGCCCAGUACUCAGAAGCAUACAAACAAGCCCUUCAAUUGGCAAGCAAAGACCAUGAUAAUAAUAAUAGCUCUGGGGCUAUUCCCAGUUUUUCUGAAAAAUUGAAUGGCUUACCAAACGCCCUAAGAAUAAAAGAAGAACUUGCCAAGAAAUUCAUUCAACAAAACCGUCCGCAAAAUCAACAAGUUUCCAAUAUGUUCAAUCCAUUUGAGAACCCAUUCGAUCCUACGAAACGUAUGAAAUUCGAUUCUCCCGACAAUUGGUGGCAUCUACCAGGAUUACACCAUCGAAAUGAUGCCUUGUUUGAAAACUUCAAAAAUAAAGUUCCUUUGUUGUCUGGAGGCCAGCCAGCAUCAAAUUUGUUACACAGCUCAUUAAUGAAGAAAGAACAACGACGUAAUGAUACGUGUGAAUUUUGCGGAAAGGUCUUUAAAAAUUGCUCAAACUUAACUGUCCACAGAAGAUCUCACACCGGUGAAAAACCAUACAAAUGCGAAUUAUGUUCGUAUGCUUGCGCUCAAAGCUCUAAGUUAACCAGACAUAUGAAAACCCAUGGCAGGCUCGGUAAGGAUGUGUACAGAUGCAGAUUUUGUGAUAUGCCAUUUAGUGUUCCGUCGACAUUGGAAAAACAUAUGCGUAAGUGUGUGGUUAAUCAAGGAAAGUCACAAAAUAUUUCGAUGCAAUCUAGUAUGCCACCUGGCUUAUUAUUACCACCACCUUCAUUGGGCACAAGCAUCAAUUUACCCAGUCCAGCAAACUCUUCGCAAGCCAGUUCUGACUCAAUGAAUCAAAAUCAGCCAGUAAAACAAGAAUCAACAUGAUUGUUUGAAUCGUGGGGAUGCUAUAACUUCCCUUCGAAUCAACCAAUUUCUCGAAUAUAUUAAUUUAAGAAAUUUUAAAUGAAUGAGUUGAUGAUUAUUUUUGGCAUUUAAAUAGAAUAAUAAUAAUUAAGAAUAAUAAUAAUAAUCAAUGGAUGGCAUUUAUAAACCAAAGUUCUAAGUACUAAAAUAUAAAUUAUUUCACAAAUAGCUUAAUUUAGUAUAUUCUGUUGAAUAAGGAAACUCGUAUUACGAAUUUAGUUUUAAAUGUGAGAAAAAGCAAUGCAAUUACACAAAGAGUGGAAGAUUCAUAAAAUUUUCUGUUGUUUGAUUUUCGUACUUAAUUCCAAAAUGUCUGUACUUUUUCUUAGCUAGAUAUUUAUUUACUUAAACAGUACAUACAUAUACAACAUGCAA
Molecule: messenger RNA, 3025 nt
Organism: Culicoides brevitarsis
Lineage: Eukaryota; Metazoa; Arthropoda; Insecta; Diptera; Ceratopogonidae
Gene: Cph
Product: B-cell lymphoma/leukemia 11A
Exons: 5
Coding region: 41-2611 (856 amino acids)
Biological process (GO): regulation of transcription by RNA polymerase II
Cellular component (GO): nucleus
Molecular function (GO): DNA-binding transcription factor activity; RNA polymerase II cis-regulatory region sequence-specific DNA binding
Source: RefSeq, a predicted model, not a curated record